Mytilus trossulus (common blue mussel) is the source of this 3505-nucleotide messenger RNA. RefSeq names its product ankyrin-1-like. The transcript has 8 exons. The record is from RefSeq and is a predicted model, not a curated record. The coding region runs from base 1 to 3078 and encodes 1025 amino acids. Lineage: Eukaryota; Metazoa; Mollusca; Bivalvia; Mytilida; Mytilidae. Gene Ontology annotation, molecular function: protein binding.
AUGAAUCAUGGUGAAUAUAAUGAAGUUAUUCCCAAACAUAUACAAGAGCAGUUCGAAAGACGUUUGGAACAGUGGAAGGAGGAUGAUCAACUGUUUGUUAGUACUGAAGUAGAGAAGCAUGUAAUGCAAAAGGUUUUGACACAAAGUUCAGUUACCCUGGUCGGAAACUCAGGCACCGGAAAAAGUUUUCUUUCUAAACACAUUGCCCUCAUAAUGAUGAAACAUGGCUAUACUGUAAUUCCAUGUAAUAAACCUGAAGAUAUUGGUAAAUGGUUUAAACAUGGCAGGAAAACAUUGUUUUUCUUUGAUGAUGUUUGUGGCAGAUAUACUCUUAAUCAACAGAUUUAUACUGACUGGAAACACAAUCUUGAUUCCAUUACAUCUAUUCUCACAGACCAAUGUUGUAAAAUAAUAUCAACGUGUAGAUUAGAAGUUUACAACGAUGAACGUUUUAGAUAUCUCUCUAUGUUCAAAAUCUGCAAAGUCGAUUUAAGUUCACAAGAAUUCAAACUUAGUUCCACUGAAAAAAUGACUUUAGCUGCAGUGUACUUUAAGGACAAUACUGAUGAAGUAAAGGAACUUUCAGAAAAAUAUGAUUUUUUUCCACUUUUGUGUAGCUUAUAUCAGAAACAGAACCUCCAAAAAAAUAUAACCAUUAGCUCUUUUUUUAGCAACCCUUUUGAUUUUUUUAAAGAUCAACUUGAACAAAUGUAUAGCGAGAGUGAUGCUGGUAAGAUGCAGUACUGUAGCUUAGUCCUUUGUGUGAUGUUUAACAACACAUUAACAGAAGAAAACAUGUCCACAAAAGACAAGCAGAUCGAGGUAGUUUUAGAAGUAUGUGAACUAUCUAACGAAACACCUAUUAAAAGUUUAAAGAAAUCCCUCGAAAUACUUGAAGGUAGCUAUGUAGUCAAGGAGGAUAGUACAUACAAAAUAAUCCAUGAUAAGUUGUUUGAUUUCCUGGCUAAGUACUUCGGUGAGAAGAUGUUACAGCUCUUUUUUUAUCAUGCUCAUACUGAUUUCAUUGCUGAGAGAUUCAUUUGGAAGAUAACAGAAAGCAUGAGCACAGAAAUAGAGUUUGUGAUACAAAUACCUGAUAAAUAUGUAGAUAAAUAUAUAGAAAGAUUGCUGAGAGACUGGAAGAACGGUUAUGUGGAUAGUGUAUGUCAUAACAGAAACAUGAAAUCUACUUUAUUUACAGAAACAUUUGUUACACAAUUAAAUCAACUUGAUCAAUCAAAGCAACAUGAUCUUCAUUGUACUAAAGAUAUUUACAGUAAAGAUAUAGCACUUGCUGGAACUUGUUAUAUGGGUACUGUUGAUCUUGUCAAAUGGUUGAUAAGUAUGAAUAGUGACAUUAACUACAGUAGAGAGGAUGGUUCGUUUCCUUUAUUAUGGGCAAGUCAGGAAGGACAUGUUGAUGUUGUUAAAGAACUGAUACAACAUUCAGCUGAUGUCAAUAAGUGUGACAAUAAUGAUGUAUCACCUCUGUAUAAAGCAAGUCAGAGUGGACAUAUUGACGUUGUUAAAGAACUGUUACAACAUUCAGCUGAUGUCAAUAAGUGUGACAAUGAGGAUACAUCACCUCUGUCUAUAGCAACUGAUGUCAAUAAGUGUGACAAUGAUGGUACAUCACCUCUGUCUAGAGCAAGUCAGAGUGGACAUAUUGACGUUGUUAAAGAACUGUUACAACAUUCAGCUGAUGUCAACAAGUGUGCCAAUGAUAGUACAUCACCUCUGUCUAGAGCAAGUCAUAAUGGACAUGUUAAUGUUGUUAAAGAACUGAUACAACAUUCAGCUGAUGUCAAUAAGUGUGACAAUAAGGAUGCAUCACCUCUGUAUAUAGCAAGUCAUAAUGGACAUGUUAGUGUUGUUAAAGAACUGAUACAACAUUCAGCUGAUGUCAAUAAAUGUGACAAUAAUGAUGUAUCACCUCUGUCUAGAGCAAGUCAGAAUGGACAUGUUGACGUUGUUAAAGAACUGAUACAACAUUCAGCUGAUGUCAAUAAGUGUGACAAUGAUGGUACAUCACCUCUGUAUGGAGCAAGUGCUGAUGUCAAUAAGUGUGACAAUGAGGAUACAUCACCUCUGUCUAGAGCAAGUCAUAAUGGACAUGUGGAUGUUGUUAAAGAACUGAUACAACAUUCAGCUUUUGUCAAUAAGUGUGACAAUGAGGAUAUAUCACCUCUGUAUAGAGCAACUGAUGUCAAUAAGUGUUACAAUGAGGAUAUAUCACCUCUGUAUAGAGCAAGUCAGAAUGGACAUGUUGAUGUUGUUAAAGAACUGAUACAACAUUCAGCUGAUGUCAAUAAGUGUACCAAUGAGGAUGUAUCACCUCUGGCUAUAGCAACUGAUGUCAAUACGUGUGACAAUGAGGAUACAUCACCUCUGUAUAGAGCAAGUCAUAAUGGACAUGUCGAUGUUGUUAAAGAACUGAUACAACAUUCAGCUGAUGUCAAUACGUGUGACAAUGAUGGUACAUCACCUCUGUAUAUAGCAAGUCAGAAUGGACAUGUUGAUGUUGUUAAUAAAUGUAACAAUAAUGGUGUAUCACCUCUGUAUAUAGCAAGUCAGAAUGGACAUGGCGAUGUUGUUAAAGAACUGAUACAACAUUCAGCUGAUGUCAAUAAGUGUAACAAUGAUGGUACAUCACCUCUGUGUAUAGCAACUGAUGUCAAUAAGUGUGCCAAUGAUGGUACAUCACCUCUGUGUAUAGCAAGUCAGAAUCGACAUGUUGAUGUUGUUAAAGAACUGAUACAACAUUCAGCUGAUGUCAAUAAGUGUGAAAAGAAUGGUGCAUCACCUCUGUAUAUAGCAAGUGAAUAUGGGGAUGUUGAUGUUGUUAAAGAACUAUUACAACAUUCAGCUGAUGUCAAUACGUGUUACAAGAAUGGUGAAUCACCUCUGUAUAUAGCAAGUCAGAAUGGACAUGUUGACGUUGUUAAAGAACUGUUGAAUCAUUCAGCUGAUGUCAACAAAUGCGACGACAAAGGUCAGAAACCUCUUUAUGUGGCACAUAUGAAUGGUCAUUUGAAAAUAGAAGAAUUACUUUUAGGAACAAGUGCAAGUCAACAUUGAUGUCACAAUGAUUAAUUCCACAUUGCUAUUUUCGUUAUUUCGUGUUUUGACAAAUGCUCAUAUUGCAAUUUUGUCUGUAUAUUUCCUACUUGAAGCUAAGAUAUGUUAAGGAGUCAAUGGUUAACUAAUUAACAACCCUUUAGACUUACACCUGUAUCUUUUUGUUAAUUUUAAAUUCCCAACUAGAUGAACAAUGGUAUGUGCUCUAAUGAAUCGUGGAUUAUAUACUAGAAAAUCCGCUAAAUUAUAAAAUAUUCUCUAUGUGUUUAAAAUUGAUUAACUCCAAAUAUAACAUUUAAUUAUUUGUACUUUCCUAAAUUAAUGCUAGAAACAAUUUGAUAACGUGUUACUAAGUUAUCGAACCGUACUGCUAGUAAUUUUUACAUUACUUUUGAAUUCUUGGUUAAGUUUGAUGUCUGACUGAUGU